UAUUCCAACUAGUUUCAAUCAGACCGAUUUCGUGCACCGCUGAAAGCAGCGGCGCGAGCCGACGAAGAGCUUAGCAAACAAAUCGCAGCUUCUGGUCAAAAGAUUCUGGACUGCGACACAAAGAUCGCAGAGCUCUCGUCACACAUGCGAAUACUUCGAGCUCGGCCUACCUAUGAAAAGGAGUUCAAGGCCACGCAGGAAGAGCUGAAUGCCACCCAAGCAGAGCUACGCAAGCUCCAGGCUCAGCCCACAUUCAGGAAGGAGCUGAAUGAUGCUCACAACCAACUUCGUAGUCUCCAAGCACGGCCGACCUACAAGAAAGAGCUCGAGGCCGCACAAGCAGAAUUGAAUGCCACACAAGCAGAGCUACGCAACAUCCAGACUCAGCCUACUUACGAAAAGGAACUGAAGGAAGCUCAAGAUGAACUUCGCAUCCUCCAGGCUCGGCCUACAUACGAGAAGGAGUUUAAGACCACGCAAGCAGAGCUACGCAUCCUCAAGGCUCAACUCACAUACGAGAAAGAAAUAAGGGAAGCUCAAGACGAACUUCGUAGCCUCCAGGCUCAGCCCACGUACGAGAGGGAGCUGCAGGUGUCGCAGACCACGUUGAGAGCCUCCCGUGAGGAGCUCAGGCUGGCGAACCAGGCCUACACCACAUCUCAACAGAGAUGUAACACGCUGGAACAACGUAUGGAGGGCAUGGUUGACCGCGAGAGGCUAGAUAGUGUCAUGCGGGAGGCAGAAGAAGUAUUCUGGUUGAUGAGAAAAGAGAGGUUGGUGGCGGAUGCACGAAUCCAAGCCCUGAAAAGAAGUUCCUGGGCAUUGUUCGAGGCCAUCGAAUCCAAUGGAGUACUCAACCAACAGGUUAUCUCUGGUCCGGUAGCUGAACUAGCUCAGUGUCGGAGUGACUUCGCUGGCCUUCAAGACGCGUGGAACGCAGUCGUGAGCAGGUUCGAAACGUGGUGUAAUCAGUAGACUGGAAGGCAGACGUCAUGUGGUAGAUCAAUGCUAGAAAUGUAUAACACACGGGAGACAUGGUCAUCCACCAUCUCUGUCAUUCACCACCUCAGUCAU
Molecule: messenger RNA, 1074 nt
Organism: Dothidotthia symphoricarpi CBS 119687
Lineage: Eukaryota; Fungi; Ascomycota; Dothideomycetes; Pleosporales; Dothidotthiaceae
Exons: 1
Coding region: 145-975 (276 amino acids)
Source: RefSeq, a predicted model, not a curated record